Ichthyophthirius multifiliis is the source of this 181-nucleotide messenger RNA. RefSeq lists its product as hypothetical. The transcript has 2 exons. NCBI's taxonomy places the organism in Eukaryota, Ciliophora, Oligohymenophorea, Hymenostomatida. The record is from RefSeq and is a predicted model, not a curated record.
AUACUCUACAAAUUUAUCCUUAUUUAUGCUUUAAUAAUUAUAGUUAUUGAGUUUCUAAAGUAAAACUUCUUAAAAUGUGUUUUUAAAUUUCUAUUAGAUUUUAAUUAUCUUACAAUUCAUUGAGAGUUAAAUGUUAAUCGCUAUAAGAACCUUUUAAUAUAUGUAAUUAAAUAUUAAUUGA